Molecule: messenger RNA, 1621 nt
Organism: Trachemys scripta elegans
Lineage: Eukaryota; Metazoa; Chordata; Testudines; Emydidae
Gene: ZFAND6
Product: zinc finger AN1-type containing 6
Exons: 7
Coding region: 132-821 (229 amino acids)
Biological process (GO): protein targeting to peroxisome
Molecular function (GO): zinc ion binding; DNA binding; polyubiquitin modification-dependent protein binding
Source: RefSeq, a predicted model, not a curated record
ACGUCAGGAAACUUGUAACAAACAAUGACACAAGCCACAGAGACGGACCUGUCAACUCUAAUUUAUUUGGAAGGUGGUUCCAUCCCUUAUUCUGGACCAAGGCAGCUUUUGAAGGUUUACAGAAGAGGAAAAUGGCUCAAGAAACUAACCAUAGCCAAGUGCCUAUGCUUUGUUCCACUGGAUGCGGAUUUUAUGGAAACCCUCGUACAAAUGGAAUGUGUUCAAUUUGCUAUAAAGAACACCUUCAAAGACAGAAUAGUAGUAAUGGUAGAAUUAGCCCUCCUGCAACUUCUGUCAGUAGUAUAACUGAGUCUUUACCAGUACAGCACACAGAAGGCAGUGUCCCGGAAACUCAGUCAACAUUAGACUCUACAUCUACCCAGUCUACGCAGCCAAGUCCUGUGUCAAACCAGUCACUUUUAACAGAAUCUGUAGCAUCAUCCCAAGCAGAAAUUACAGCUGUGGACAAAACAGUACCUGAAACAGAAGAUUUGCAAGAUGAAGGCCCCAGAGAGAGAGGAAAGAUGUACGAUACAGAUUUUAAACUAUGUACUAUAGCUUUAGUGUCAGAGAGUGCAGAGUCUACAUCUGAAGAACAAGACAAGUCACUUGACAAACCAAAACAGAAAAAGAAUCGCUGUUUCAUGUGCCGGAAGAAGGUGGGACUUACUGGGUUUGAAUGCCGGUGUGGAAACGUUUACUGUGGUGUGCACCGUUAUUCAGAUGUACACAGUUGUUCUUACAAUUACAAAGCUGAUGCUGCUGAGAAAAUCAGGAAAGAAAAUCCUGUAGUUGUUGGGGAAAAGAUUCAGAAGAUCUGAACUGCUACUUCUGCUGGAAUAUAAAAUCCCCUGACCAUCUGCAGAUUAAAUUGACUUGAGCUUUUUCCUUAGUCAUCAGGAAUGUAGAGCAGUGUAUCUUGCCUAGACCUUUUAAUCAUGCAUGUCAUCAGAAGAAUAGAUUUUUUUGUUUGUUUUUGUUUUGAAAAUGACUCUGAACAUUUAUUUUCAUUGCAGUUUUCUGUGGCUGAAGACUUAAGUAAACUUUACAAGUAUUAUCCUUUAAGAUCAUUUUAAUUUUAGUUGAGUGCAGAGGGCUUUUAUAACAAACAUGGAGAAAACAUGGGAGGGCUGUGCUUUUCCAGUACAAAACAUGCAUGCAUUAACGUUGCAGUUUAUUUUCUUGUUGUAUAUAGCUUUUCUCUGCAGCACGAUUUCUUUUUUGGUAAUGCCUCAUGGCACAACUAGUUAUCAGUAACUGAAUGUAUUUUAAUCAUUAUAGCUGCUUCUGGUUUUCAUUAACGAGACAGGUUAAACAUGUUAGCAUAUUAGCUUGUUUGCACCCACUACCUAUUUAUGUAUGAAUCAUUUGUAAUGAGAGAGUGUGUGCUGAGAUUAUAAGUUUGUGUGGGGUUUUUUUUUUUUUUAAAUAGAUUUUGUUUUCGUGUGUGUGUGGGGGCGGGGUAGGCUAGUAUGCACCUCAUUGCUGACUGAAGGUUUCACUGGGAUUACAUUCAUGAGUCUGUAUGUACACAAAUAUGAAGAAUGAUCUGAAGUAACUGUGCUGUAUUUAUGUUUAUCCACGUCUUAACUUUGAUUAAAUAAAAUUUUAAAAAAAUGGG